UGGAAACUGAACACCUCAGAAGUACAGGCCCAUCUCUCGCUCCUCCCUCCUCCUCCACCUCCUCCCUCCACGUCCUCCCUGCCACAGAGGGCUGAUGGGAGCUCUGCAGGGCCAGAGGAGCCCACAGAUGAGGAGCUCAUGGAGGCCUCACAGGAGCCUCAUGCUCCUCUGGCCCUGCCCGCCGCUCCACCACUGGUCCAGGCUCCACCACCAUCACCACCACCACCUGCAGCCAUGGAGCAGGCGGCUCAUCUUCCUCCACCUGCUGGCGGUGCUGAGCUGCUCCCAGAGACCUGGAGAGCAGCUCUCACUGCAGAGCAGCAGCAGUGGAUCGGCCGGGUGCUGUUUUCCAGGGACAGCAGGGGGAGGCCACGUCUCAUCGGAGACCUGAACCUCUGGUGGUUCCCUCCCCAGACCCGGCCAGUCUACAGUCAGCCUCCCGCGUCCCCCGACCCCUUCUUCGCAUGUCGGCUGUUCCUGUGGAUGCCACACAGGAUCUGGCGCCGACAGCUGACAUGCCCCCAGCCUUCAUGCUCCGGGUCCAUGGUGAAGGCUGGGCUGUACAGGACCAUCCGGAGGGUCCUGGACAUCGAUGGCUGGUAUCUCAUGGCCACUGAGUACCUGGAGUGCCGUCGGUGUAAGAAGAAGGUCGGGGGCUGGUCACAGAGCAUCAUCAGGCAGCUGUCCCCCACCUACAGCUGCCAGUUCCCAGCUGUACUCACGUACAGGUUGUCCUGUGACCUGAGGGUGGUGUCACAGCUGAAGUCCCGCACGCUUGGUAACAGUGCCACUCAGCUGUACAACACCCUGCGGGAGACCCACACUGACUCCUGGAUGCGGAGACCCAUCCACUACCUCGGCGUGUGCGAGCAGUUCCUGGCCUUGGGCUCUGUCCGGGGGCAUUUUCCACCACAGCCCCAGAUGCCCCCUCUGCCGUCACCCGAAUGGCUGCUGACCGUCUAUGGGUACGACGUCCUGACGCGGCUGGAGGAGUACAAGGCCAGGAUCACGUCCACCUUCGGAUCCAUCCUUAAGAUGGAUUCCACAAGGAAGGUGACCAAGAAGCUCGCAGGUAUCUCCUCGGACACGGCCGCCUGGGUUACCAACGUGGCCAACGAGCACGGACAGGUCCUCAUCAGUGUCCUCACCUGCUCAGAGGGCUCUGAGGGCCUGUCCUGCAUGGCGGCAAGAUUGAUGAGGAGAUACCAGCACGCCGGGGUACCUCCCCCCCAGCUCGUCUACGUAGACCGGGACUGCUGCAACAGAGACGGCGUGUCCAAGACGGCUGCCUUAUUCCCGAAGUGGGGACAGCUGCUGGUGAGGCUGGACAUCUGGCACCUGAUGCGGCGCUUCGCAUCAGGUGUCACCACGGAGUCUCACCAGCUCUACCCCACUUUCAUGAGGCAGCUGUCUCACUGCAUCUUUGAGGUGGACCCCGAAGAUGCCCGCCGUCUCACUGAGGCCAAGCGGUCCGAGCUGGAGGGGAAGCACGGGAUGGUCGGCCUGACAAAUGCCAAGGUGAUCCGGACGAUCUCCAAGGAGGAGUUGAGGCUCCACUGUCGUCGCCGCACUCCUCAUACAGGACCUCCUGGACACCUUUGGAGGUCCGGCAGGACGCGACACCCUGGACAUCCCGCUGCUGGACGCUCUCCGCAUCCAGGACAUCUGGAAGACGCAGAGACGCCACCUCAGCUGCAUUCAGGACCCGCCGGGGGUGCAGCUGUACACCCAGACCGGCAGGCUGACAAAGGGCGGAGUCAGCCUGCCGGUUUAUCGCUGCGCCAGGGGCUCCACGUCCCUGGAGUCCUUCCACCUCCACCUCCACCGGUUCAUCCCAGGUAACUCCUGUCUCUCAGCCUGUACCAGCAGACCGGACGCGUGCUUGAGGAUGUCAGCCUGGACCCUGACGCUCCGGACGAGGCUGCUGCUAUUCAGGCGCUGGAGGAGGCGGACGAGGGCUUUGUGGACGACGGCGAGGACCCCACAGUCUUCCAGCUGGAGCCCCCGUCCACCAGCACAGCGGCAGCAGCCCGGUCAGGUGAUCCAGCUGACGUACCCAGGUCUGAUCCAUCUGGUCCGGCCGCCCCUGACCAGGCAGCCCGGUCUCACGGGGAUUCGUGAAGCUGUCACGUCAGUUUUUGUUUCGGUUUCGUGCGCACCAACACGAUGUCGUCA
Acanthochromis polyacanthus (spiny chromis) is the source of this 2175-nucleotide messenger RNA. RefSeq lists its product as uncharacterized. The transcript has 6 exons. The record is from RefSeq and is a predicted model, not a curated record. NCBI's taxonomy places the organism in Eukaryota, Metazoa, Chordata, Actinopteri, Pomacentridae. Bases 139 to 1842 code for a protein of 567 amino acids.